AUGGACACGGCAUACCCCCGCGAAGACCCCCGGGCCCUGGCGCCCCGCAAGGCCGAGGGCGCCACCCACACAGCCCUCACGCUGGAGGCGCCGCGCCCCCAGCUGCCACGCGACCACAUGAUCUGGUCGGUCUUCAGCACCCUCUACCUGAACUUGUGCUGCUUCGGCUUCCUGGCGCUGGCUCACUCCAUCAAGGCCCGAGACCAGAAGGUGGCAGGGGACCUGGAGGCAGCCCGACGUCUUGGCUCCAGAGCCAAGUGUUACAACAUCCUGGCUGCUAUGUGGACGCUGGUGCCGCCACUCCUGCUGCUGGCCCUGGUGGUGACUGGUGCCCUGCACCUGUCGCGGCUGGCCAAGGGCUCCGCUGCCUUCUUCAGCACCAAGUUUGAUGACGCAGACUAUGACUGACCCCUCUGGACUGGGGGCCCUGCCCCAGGACACUGACCCCACUGUGACCCAUCUCUGGAACCCUGAUCAGGGGCCCCAGGUGCUACCCUUGGACAUCCCAGCCCCAAUCUGGGCUCCUAACUCUGAAGAACCCCCAUUUGGACCCCAGAGCCUCAUACUAACCUCAAGGGCCCAUCCUGGGCCUCUAAGUCUGCCCCCAGCCUUGGCUUCCCUUCCCCCUUCCACCACCCCAGGCUCAGGCUUGGGUUCAGAAUUAAAAGCCUUGGUCCCAGAAGUGCCUCCUGCGCCUCAUUCCUGGUUGUGGGGGAGGGGUGCCACAGCGCUGUCCUCUGAGGCCCCACAUCUCCCCUGCACUCUGGCGAUGGGUGGCCCUGUGGCUUCUGGGGCGGAGGUGCUGAGUAUUUUAGAAGGAACUUUGGGAGCUCAGGCUUUGAUCACCCGGCUGCCCCAAGGGCUGUGGUUUAGUGGUGUACAUUCCAGAACGUGUGGGGGUGGGGCUCCCUGAUCACACACGUGCCUCACUCUCCUCUGUGCAUGCAUGUGCGCACUCACACUCACAUAUGUGCACAUGCAUGUGCACUCUGCGUGCCCCUCUCGGUGGGUUGGGUGUGUGCAGGCCUCCUUCAUGGCCCACUCUGUCCCUGUGUCCCUUCAAUUCUGAGAAAGCUCAGUCACUGAGGGUGACUGGGAGGGCGGGGCAGGGCCUUCCCCACUGCUGGGCACACACACGCAGACACACAUGCAUGUACACACACCACCCACAUCAUUCCACAGGCUGCUGUGCGCAGGCAUGCGUUCUGCCCCAGUCUCUCUGCCUCUUUGUCUCUGUCUCUGUUUCUACCACUUCUGUCCCUUUGUCUCUCUAUUUCUCUGUCUCUGUCUUUGUGUUUCACGUUCUGUCUCUGUCUGUCUUUCUCAGACAUGCACAGAGAAGCAGACAUGGACAAAGUGGUGGGGGGAGGCAUUUCUGAGCAUCCACGGUGCCGGGUGCAAGUCCUCCCUUGUGCCCCAGGCCCCCCUCAACUGGCAGAGCCUGGCAGAGAGAGGCUUCCAAGCAUGCCUACGCCCUAUGUGGCUGGUGAGGCCUUGGCUGCUCUGACCAAUGACAGGGUGGGGCUCACUGCAGGGGCCUUAACUGCAGGGCAGCUGGGGCUUUGGGCACCCCACCCAGGGCCCCUUCCCUCAGA
This is a messenger RNA of Loxodonta africana (African savanna elephant), 1595 nucleotides long. RefSeq names its product interferon induced transmembrane protein 5 (gene IFITM5). Gene Ontology annotation, cellular component: plasma membrane. Bases 1 to 408 code for a protein of 135 amino acids. The record is from RefSeq and is a predicted model, not a curated record. Gene Ontology annotation, biological process: bone mineralization; bone morphogenesis. NCBI's taxonomy places the organism in Eukaryota, Metazoa, Chordata, Mammalia, Proboscidea, Elephantidae. The transcript has 2 exons.